UGGGAGGUUGGGGCGGAGGACGGGGGUAGGGGCCGCUGCUUUAUCUUCCUCCGCAGCGGGGCUGGCGGCGUUGCGGGCCGGCGUGAGCACAUCCCGACGUGGCGACCUUCCCGCGGCCGCCCAACCUACCGCCUGGACCGCCGCCGCUGCCCUCCGGCCGCAGGCAGCUCGACGGUGGGAGAAGAGAAGAUGUCGCUGAGAAAACGACUGGCAAAAUCUGGUGAAAAUCCCGAGGAAGAUGAAGCCCAGAGAAACAUCUUGGACACACAGAGAAAUGGUCACAUUACCAUGAAACAGUUGAUAGCCAAGAAGAGGCAGUUGGCAGCAGAGGCGGAGGAACUGAAGCCGCUGUUUCUGAAGGAAGUUGGUUGUCACUUUGAUGACUUUGUGACCAACCUCAUUGAAAAGUCUGCAUCUCUGGAUAGUGGUGGGUGUGCUCUCACAACCUUCUCCAUUCUUGAAGAAAUGAAAAGCAACCACAGAGCCAAAGAUCUCAGAGCACCUCCAGAACAAGGGAAGAUUUUUAUUACAAGGCGGUCUCUUUUAGAUGAGCUGUUUGAAGUGGACCACAUCAGAACAAUCUAUCACAUGUUCAUCGCGCUCCUCAUCCUCUUUAUCCUCAGCACACUCGUAGUAGACUAUAUUGAUGAAGGAAGGCUGGUGCUUGAGUUCAAUCUGCUGGCCUAUGCUUUUGGCCAGCUUCCUACUGUUAUCUGGACAUGGUGGGUCAUGUUCCUGUCUACACUCUCAAUCCCCUAUUUCCUGUUCCAGCGUUGGGCCCAUGGCUACAGCAAGAGUUCUUACCCACUGAUACAUUCCCUUCUCCACGGCUUUUUCUUCUUAGUCUUUCAGCUUGGAAUUUUAGGUUUCAUACCAACGUACAUUGUGUUAGUGUACACACUGCCGCCGGCCUCCAGGUUCAUUGUCAUACUGGAACAGAUUCGUUUGGUAAUGAAGGCUCACUCGUUUGUCAGAGAGAAUGUGCCAAGAGUACUAAAUGCAGCCAAGGAAAAAUCAAGCACAGUUCCAGUACCCACAGUCAACCAGUACCUGUACUUCCUGUUUGCUCCUACACUUAUUUACCGAGACAGCUAUCCGAGGACUCCCACUGUACGAUGGGGUUACGUUGCUACACAGUUUUUGCAGGUUUUCGGCUGCCUGUUUUAUGUGUACUACAUCUUUGAGAGACUCUGUACCCCGCUGUUCCGGAAUAUCAAACAGGAGCCUUUCAGUGCUCGGGUUCUGGUCCUCUGUGUAUUUAACUCCAUCUUGCCAGGUGUGCUGAUGCUGUUCCUUUCAUUUUUUGCCUUCUUGCACUGUUGGCUCAAUGCCUUCGCUGAGAUGUUACGCUUUGGGGACAGGAUGUUUUAUAAGGACUGGUGGAACUCUACGUCCUACUCCAACUACUACAGGACCUGGAAUGUGGUGGUUCAUGACUGGCUCUACUACUAUGCUUACAAGGACCUCCUCUGGUUUUUCACGAAGAGGUUCAAAUCUGCUGCCAUGUUGGCUGUCUUUGCCAUCUCAGCUGUGGUGCAUGAAUACGCCCUCGCUGUCUGCUUCAGCUAUUUCUACCCAGUUCUCUUUGUGCUCUUCAUGUUCUUUGGAAUGGCUUUUAACUUCAUUGUCAAUGACAGUCGGAAAAGGCCAAUCUGGAACAUUAUGGUAUGGGCUUCUCUUUUCCUGGGCCAAGGAGUCAUCGUGUGCUUUUACUCGCAAGAAUGGUAUGCUCGUCAGCACUGUCCUCUGAAGAACCCUACAUUUCUGGAUUAUGUCCGGCCACGGUCCUGGACUUGUCGGUAUGUGUUUUAAAAGCCCCGGCUCUCCCUCCUUUCUUGUCACUGAAGAUUGGAUAUUCUUCCUGACUCUGAGCCAGCAGUCUUCAGCAAAUACUGGAUAUAUCUAUGCCACGUUGUUUGGACACUCUGACCUUUCCAGAUGGCUCACCUGAAGCUGGGCUCUGGGAAAUUAACUUAAUGCUAUUCUUGUUUUGUUUCCUAUUGGGGAAAAAGGAGACCAAUAACUGAGGUAAUGGCAGAUUCUUGUGGGGUUAUCUCAGCUCAGGCCUUGGUAGUUUUAUCUGUUUAUUUCCUUGAUUCUAUCCAACUAGAGACUAAACAUAUCUUGGCCAUGAAUUAGCCAAAACACUAGGAAGAAAUCAUUUCAGUACCUCUGGCUUAUAAGUUUUUCAUGUACACUCUUAGGAAGUAUGCUAGUUAACUGUGCAAUUGGGGAGAAAAAUAUAUCUGUUAUUUAUGGUAGAAAGAGAAAAUACCUAUUUUUCAAAGAUAAUCUUGUUAUGCAUUCUGCUCAUAUCUUUUUUUGCUAUUCUGUUUUGCUUUGCUUGUAGCUGGGAAUGGAACCCAGGGCCUUGCUCACUGGCAACACACUGAGCCACACCCCAGCACCUACAGUUGUAUUUUUGAAAAUUCUGGUCUAUUCUUCCCCCCCCCCCCCGUAUUCUGUAUAAGUUGUGAUUUGUUUGAAACAAUUAGCAUUCUUUCAGCUUGAACUCAACACUAGUGCAAAUUCAAAGGUCAAAAGUUUCCUUUUGAAACUUCAAAAAUCAUUUUAAAACAGAUUCACUUAGCUGGUCAUGUAUUUUAGUUAUUUUCUCAUCGCAGUUCUAUGGAAGAUUUUAUUAUUGUUGGUUUUGUUUUUUUAGAGGCAGGGUCUUGCUAUGUAGCCCAGACUAUAUAGCUCAGGCUGGUCUUGAACUUUCUGUGUUGCCUGGCUGGCCUUGAAUCCCUGACCUCUUGCCUUGGCCUCCCAAGAUCACAAAAGACAUCACCAUGCCUGGCCAAGAUUUUUGUUUUAAAAACUCUUUUGUUAUAACUUCUUUGAAGUUACUUAGAGAUAUCCUUUGGUACAGUUGCCUUAUUGUUUAACAAGUAGUGACUUUCCUUGUUGUAGACUAGUGAGUCCAUAAUGGAAGUGUUAAUCUCUCUACUAAUAAUACUGAAAUGGCUACUAAGGAUCCAGAAGCUGGCUUCUGGAGCAUCUUCUCAGUCAUUAUACUUUAACAGUAUUUUUAAAAUGAAAUAAAUUACUGUGUGAUCAUUUGUAA
Molecule: messenger RNA, 3067 nt
Organism: Meriones unguiculatus (Mongolian gerbil)
Lineage: Eukaryota; Metazoa; Chordata; Mammalia; Rodentia; Muridae
Gene: Soat1
Product: sterol O-acyltransferase 1
Exons: 16
Coding region: 190-1812 (540 amino acids)
Biological process (GO): cholesterol homeostasis; cholesterol efflux; cholesterol metabolic process
Cellular component (GO): endoplasmic reticulum membrane
Molecular function (GO): fatty-acyl-CoA binding; cholesterol O-acyltransferase activity; cholesterol binding
Source: RefSeq, a predicted model, not a curated record